Molecule: messenger RNA, 525 nt
Organism: Dichomitus squalens LYAD-421 SS1
Lineage: Eukaryota; Fungi; Basidiomycota; Agaricomycetes; Polyporales; Polyporaceae
Exons: 1
Coding region: 1-300 (99 amino acids)
Source: RefSeq, a predicted model, not a curated record
AUGCCAUCAGAUCCGCCGUCCCCCACGACGAAGCCGCUCCCGCACCCACAUGCGCACACGCUGAGCACCCAGCGCCCGACACCUCUCCGCGCACAGACAACGCCGGCGACACAGUCGAGCGCACCGCGCGCGGCGCUGACCCCUGCGCAGGCGAUCGCGCAGGCGUGGAUGCGCGAGUCGGCCGAGGCGCAAGCGCAAUGGCGCAUGGCCGACGUGCGGGCCAAGGAGCAGUACAUGAACCCCGUUAGAUGGAACACGGGCAGGCCGGAGAAGAAAAAGAGGAACGGAGCAAAGAUGUGAAGGACGGCGUCGACGACCCCAACGAGGCGCGUGUAGGAGGUUGGCGGGAACGAGCCUGCUGUGGUAUCUAUCUAUCUAUUCGUCAUGCGUUGCAUUGUAGGAUCAGUCCCCGUCGAGGGAGCGGACUCUUUCGCUGUUGAAGGCGCUGGGACUCUAAUAUUCGUUCUUUCUUGUGUAUGCGUUGUAUCGUUAUGGUCAUGGAAUAUGCAUCAUGGUGAAAUAUGC